Messenger RNA from Lodderomyces elongisporus, 1713 nucleotides. It is a transcript of the gene HOM3, whose product is annotated as aspartate kinase. The record is from RefSeq and is a predicted model, not a curated record. Gene Ontology annotation, cellular component: cytosol. The coding region runs from base 1 to 1713 and encodes 570 amino acids. Gene Ontology annotation, biological process: L-homoserine biosynthetic process. The transcript has a single exon. Gene Ontology annotation, molecular function: aspartate kinase activity. Lineage: Eukaryota; Fungi; Ascomycota; Pichiomycetes; Serinales; Debaryomycetaceae.
AUGUCUGAAUCACCAUCUUUAUCGGCACGGUCAUACAACUCGGUUCUCGACUUCAAGUCCGGCCACACACCUUCUUCUCCGUUAUCGUCGCCUUUGUCCUCCUCUGCAGCAGGCAGGAAUAAUCAAGGAUGGGUUGUCCAAAAAUUCGGCGGAACUUCUGUUGGUAAGUUUGCCGAGGAAAUUGUGGAAAACAUUGUACGAGUAUUCAACAAGCUGAACAAAGUCGCCGUUGUUUGCUCAGCAAGAUCCUCUAACACUAAGCUGGAGGGUACCACUUCUCGUUUGAUCCGACUGGCAGAGUUGGCUUCGAAUAACCAAGAUUACGAAUCUCUCUUAAGUGUCAUUGAGCAAGAUCAUAUCGACAAUUGUACCAACUUGAUCAAGUUACUGGCGAUCAAGAACCACUUGAUGAAUGACAUCAAGGCCGAAAUCCAACAUGGAAGAGAAUUGCUCCAUGCGUGCCAAAUCAUUGGCGAGAUCAGCCCUAGGUCUCUAGACUCUAUAAUGUCAAUGGGUGAAAAAUUGAGCUGUUUGUUUAUGACUGCAUUGAUGCAGGACCAUGAUCUCAAGGCCGUGUACAUCAACUUAUCGGACUUGAUUCCGCUGAAUUACAAUUUUGUUAAUGGAUUUGAUGAUAAGUUUUACCAGUUCAUCUCAGAAGAGAUUGCAUCUAGAAUUAACGAAGCAGUAAGCGGAAGUGAAGAAGUUGGUGAAAAAGGUGAGAAUAACGAUGUCGAUAAUGAUGUCAUUCCCGUGCUUACCGGCUACUUUGGUGUCGUACCAGGUGGAUUACUCAAUGGUGUUGGAAGAGGUUACACCGAUCUUUGUGCAGCAUUAGCUGCAGUGGGACUUCAAGCUGAAGAACUACAAAUUUGGAAAGAAGUCGAUGGAAUCUUUACAGCUGACCCCAGAAAAGUGCCCAAUGCUCGAUUGUUGGAAAGUGUCACACCUGAAGAAGCGGCUGAAUUAACGUAUUACGGGAGUGAGGUUAUCCACCCCUUCACCAUGGAGCAAGUCAUCAAGGCAAGAAUUCCCAUCAGAAUCAAAAAUGUUGAAAACCCAAAGGGUAAAGGAACCAUUAUUUACCCUGACAAUAUCGCUAGACGUGGCGAGCAAACUCCACCACAUCCACCUGCAGCAUAUGAGACUUUAUCACAAAGCUACAUCUCGCUGCACAAGAAGCGGUCUGCAACUGCAAUUACUGCAAAACAAGACAUUGUGGUUAUCAACAUUCACUCGAAUAAAAAAACUCUCAGUCAUGGUUUCCUUGCACACAUUUUCACUACACUAGAUAAGUACAAACUUGUUGUUGACUUGAUCUCCACCUCAGAAGUUCAUGUUUCCAUGGCGUUAUCAAUCCAGAAUGAUCAGGAACAACAAUUGAAAAAUGCUAUUCAAGAGUUGAAAAAAAUGGGAGAAGUCGACGUUACAAAGAACAUGACCAUUAUCUCGCUUGUUGGUAAGCAAAUGGUCAAUUUUAUUGGCAUUGCAGGCAAUAUGUUUAAGAUCUUGGCAGAUGAGCAAAUCAACAUUGAGAUGAUUAGUCAAGGUGCUAAUGAAAUCAAUAUUAGCGCUGUGAUUAAUGAAAAAGAUACUUUGCGGGCUUUGAGAUCCGUGCACGCACAGCUUUUGGAAGGAAAGCAUCAUUUGUAUGAGAACCCAGAGAGUGCAUCUGCUGUGGAUAUCAGAUUGGAAGCAUUGAAGAUGCUGUAA